AACACCACAGCUGAUGUGGAAACGUUCAGAGGAUCCUAUCCUGGAACAACUGACCUCCAUGUCACUACCACUAAACAUCAGACUCACUGGAAGGGUUAGGGUUAGGGUCUGGAAAACAACACCACAGCUGAUGUGGAAACGUUCAGAGGUUCCUAUCCUGGAACAACUGACCUCCAUGUCACUACCACUAAACAUCAGACUCACUGGGAGGGUUAGGGUUAGGGUCUGGAAAACAACACCACAGCUGAUGGGGAAACGUUCAGAGGUUCCUAUCCUGGAACAACUGACCUCCAUGUCACUACCACUAAACAUCAGACUCACUGGGAGGGUUAGGGUUAGGGUCUGGAAAACAACACCACAGCUGAUGGGGAAACGUUCAGAGGUUCCUAUCCUGGAACAACUGUACUCCAUGUCACUACCACUAAACAUCAGACUCACUGGGAGGGUUAGGGUUAGGGUCUGGAAAACAACACCACAGCUGAUGGGGAAACGUUCAGAGGUUCCUAUCCUGGAACAACUGACCUCCAUAUCACUACCACUAAACAUCAGACUCACUGGGAGGGUUAGGGUUAGGGUCUGGAAAACAACACCACAGCUGAUGUGGAAACGUUCAGAGGUUCCUAUCCUGGAACAACUGACCUCCAUAUCACUACCACUAAACAUCAGACUCACUGGAAGGGUUAGGGUCUGGAAAACAACACCACAGCUGAUGGGGAAACGUUCAGAGGUUCCUAUCCUGGAACAACUGACCUCCAUGUCACUACCACUAAACAUCAGACUCACUGGAAGGGUUAGGGUCUGGAAAACAACACCACAGCUGAUGGGGAAACGUUCAGAGGAUCCUAUCCUGGAACAACUGACCUCCAUGUCACUACCACUAAACGUCAGACUCACUGGAAGGGUUAGGGUCUGGAAAACAACACCACAGCUGAUGUGGAAACGUUCAGAGGUUCCUAUCCUGGAACAACUGACCUCCAUGUCACUACCACUAAACAUCAGACUCACUGGGAGGGUUAGGGUUAGGGUCUGGAAAACAACACCACAGCUGAUGGGGAAACGUUCAGAGGUUCCUAUCCUGGAACAACUGACCUCCAUGUCACUACCACUAAACAUCAGACUCACUGGGAGGGUUAGGGUUAGGGUCUGGAAAACAACACCACAGCUGAUGGGGAAACGUUCAGAGGUUCCUAUCCUGGAACAACUGACCUCCAUAUCACUACCACUAAACAUCAGACUCACUGGGAGGGUUAGGGUCUGGAAAACAACACCACAGCUGAUGGGGAAACGUUCAGAGGUUCCUAUCCUGGAACAACUGACCUCCAUAUCACUACCACUAAACAUCAGACUCACUGGAAGGGUUAGGGUCUGGAAAACAACACCACAGCUGAUGGGGAAACGUUCAGAGGUUCCUAUCCUGGAACAACUGACCUCCAUGUCACUACCACUAAACAUCAGACUCACUGGAAGGGUUAGGGUUAGGGUCUGGAAAACAACACCACAGCUGAUGGGGAAACGUUCAGAGGUUCCUAUCCUGGAACAAGUGACCUCCAUGUCACUACCACUAAACAUCAGACUCACUGGGAGGGUUAGGGUUAGGGUCUGGAAAACAACACCACAGCUGAUGGGGAAACGUUCAGAGGUUCCUAUCCUGGAACAACUGACCUCCAUGUCACUACCACUAAACAUCAGACUCACUGGGAGGGUUAGGGUUAGGGUCUGGAAAACAACACCACAGCUGAUGGGGAAACGUUCAGAGGUUCCUAUCCUGGAACAACUGACCUCCAUGUCACUACCACUAAACAUCAGACUCACUGGAAGGGUUAGGGUUAGGGUCUGGAAAACAACACCACAGCUGAUGGGGAAACGUUCAGAGGUUCCUAUCCUGGAACAACUGACCUCCAUAUCACUACCACUAAACAUCAGACUCACUGGAAGGGUUAGGGUCUGGAAAACAACACCACAGCUGAUGGGGAAACGUUCAGAGGAUCCUAUCCUGGAACAACUGACCUCCAUGUCACUACCACUAAACAUCAGACUCACUGGAAGGGUUAGGGUUAGGGUCUGGACAACAACACCGCAGCUGAUGGGGAAACGUUCAGAGGUUCCUAUCCUGGAACAACUGACCUCCAUAUCACUACCACUAAACAUCAGACUCACUGGAAGGGUUAGGGUCUGGAAAACAACACCACAGCUGAUGGGGAAAUGUUCAGAGGAUCCUAUCCUGGAACAACUGACCUCCAUGUCACUACCACUAAACAUCAGACUCACUGGAAGGGUUAGGGUUAGGGUCUGGAAAACAACACCGCAGCUGAUGGGGAAACGUUCAGAGGUUCCUAUCCUGGAACAACUGACCUCCAUGUCACUACCACUAAACAUCAGACUCACUGGGAGGGUUAGUGUUAGGGUCUGGAAAACAACACCGCAGCUGAUGUGGAAACGUUCAGAGGUUCCUAUCCUGGAACAACUGACCUCCAUGUCACUACCACUAAACAUCAGACUCACUGGGAGGGUUAGGGUUAGGGUCUGGAAAACAACACCACAGCUGAUGGGGAAACGUUCAGAGGUUCCUAUCCUGGAACAACUGACCUCCAUGUCACUACCACUAAACAUCAGACUCACUGGAAGGGUUAGGGUUAGGGUCUGGAAAACAACACCACAGCUGAUGGGGAAACGUUCAGAGGUUCCUAUCCUGGAACAACUGACCUCCAUGUCACUACCACUAAACAUCAGACUCACUGGAAGGGUUGGGGUCUGGAAAACAACACCACAGCUAAUGGGGAAACGUUCAGAGGUUCCUAUCCUGGAACAACUGACCUCCAUGUCACUACCACUAAACAUCAGACUCACUGGAAGGGUUAGGGUUAGGGUCUGGAAAACAACACCACAGCUGAUGGGGAAACGUUCAGAGGUUCCUAUCCUGGAACAACUGACCUCCAUGUCACUACCACUAAACAUCAGACUCACUGGAAGGGUUAGGGUUAGGGUCUGGAAAACAACACCACAGCUGAUGGGGAAACGUUCAGAGGUUCCUAUCCUGGAACAACUGACCUCCAUAUCACUACCACUAAACAUCAGACUCACUGGAAGGGUUAGGGUCUGGAAAACAACACCACAGCUGAUGGGGAAACGUUCAGAGGAUCCUAUCCUGGAACAACUGACCUCCAUGUCACUACCACUAAACAUCAGACUCACGGGAAGGGUUAGGGUUAGGGUCUGGAAAACAACACCACAGCUGAUGGGGAAACGUUCAGAGGUUCCUAUCCUGGAACAACUGACCUCCAUAUCACUACCACUAAACAUCAGACUCACUGGAAGGGUUGGGGUCUGGAAAACAACACCACAGCUGAUGGGGAAACGUUCAGAGGUUCCUAUCCUGGAACAACUGACCUCCAUGUCACUACCACUAAACAUCAGACUCACUGGAAGGGUUAGGGUUAGGGUCUGGAAAACAACACCACAGCUGAUGGGGAAACGUUCAGAGGUUCCUAUCCUGGAACAACUGACCUCCAUGUCACUACCACUAAACAUCAGACUCACUGGAAGGGUUAGGGUUAGGGUCUGGAAAACAACACCACAGCUGAUGGGGAAACGUUCAGAGGUUCCUAUCCUGGAACAACUGACCUCCAUGUCACUACCACUAAACAUCAGACUCACUGGAAGGGUUAGGGUUAGGGUCUGGAAAACAACACCACAGCUGAUGGGGAAACGUUCAGAGGUUCCUAUCCUGGAACAACUGACCUCCAUGUCACUACCACUAAACAUCAGACUCACUGGAAGGGUUAGGGUUAGGGUCUGGAAAACAACACCACAGCUGAUGGGGAAACGUUCAGAGGUUCCUAUCCUGGAACAACUGACCUCCAUGUCACUACCACUAAACAUCAGACUCACUGGAAGGGUUAGGGUUAGGGUCUGGAAAACAACACCACAGCUGAUGGGGAAACGUUCAGAGGUUCCUAUCCUGGAACAACUGACCUCCAUGUCACUACCACUAAACAUCAGACUCACUGGAAGGGUUAGGGUUAGGGUCUGGAAAACAACACCACAGCUGAUGGGGAAACGUUCAGAGGUUCCUAUCCUGGAACAACUGACCUCCAUGUCACUACCACUAAACAUCAGACUCACUGGGAGGGUUAGGGUUAGGGUCUGGAAAACAACACCACAGCUGAUGGGGAAACGUUCAGAGGUUCCUAUCCUGGAACAACUGACCUCCAUAUCACUACCACUAAACAUCAGACUCACUGGAAGGGUUAGGGUCUGGAAAACAACACCACAGCUGAUGUGGAAACGUUCAGAGGUUCCUAUCCUGGAACAACUGACCUCCAUAUCACUACCACUAAACAUCAGACUCACUGGAAGGGUUAGGGUCUGGAAAACAACACCACAGCUGAUGGGGAAACGUUCAGAGGAUCCUAUCCUGGAACAACUGACCUCCAUGUCACUACCACUAAACAUCAGACUCACUGGAAGGGUUAGGGUUAGGGUCUGGAAAACAACACCACAGCUGAUGGGGAAACGUUCAGAGGUUCCUAUCCUGGAACAACUGACCUCCAUGUCACUACCACUAAACAUCAGACUCACUGGGAGGGUUGGGGUCUGGAAAACAACACCACAGCUGAUGGGGAAACGUUCAGAGGAUCCUAUCCUGGAACAACUGACCUCCAUGUCACUACCACUAAACAUCAGACUCACUGGAAGGGUUAGGGUCUGGAAAACAACACCACAGCUGAUGGGGAAACGUUCAGAUUUUCCUAUUUUUUCUACCACUGAGGGCCAAGCUGGCACCUCUGAAGAGCCAAGACAAGGCCAUGCUACAACCACCCCUUGCAGGAUGCAAUCCACCAUGCAUCCUGGUGUUAAUUUUCAUUGUCCGAUAACGCCCUCCCCCUCUACUUCCUCAAUCCCUCCUAGCUCGUUUGUUCAUGGUGAAUUGAGUAGACGUCAUGUGGGGGCGAUGCACAUUAAAUUGCAAUUUCCCACCUUUGGGAAAAAAGAUGACAGUCCGGAUCCGCUAAUGUACCUAGAAAGAUGUCGUGACUUUCUUGCCCUCAAUCCCCUGGCUGACGAAGAACUCCUUGCCACAUUGAGGAAUGUGUUGCAUGGGACAGCUCGAGACUGGUGGGAUGUGGCACGUCUCACCACUACCUCCUGGGCUGACUUUGAGGCCAAGUUUUCCUCUGCAUUUCUGUCUGAGGACUACACAGAUGAGCUGGCAGACAGAGUCAGGAAUCGAGUGCAAAGCGAGAAAGAGGGUAUCCGUGACUUUGCAUACGGUUACCACUCCCUGUGCAGAAGGUGGAAACCUGGCAUUGAGGAGGAAGAGGUCAUUAAAUUGAUUUUGAAGAACAUCAACCCACUACUAGCCAGUCAACUCCGAGAACGAGUCACCACUGUCGAUGGACUGGUUCGCUUGGGACAGCAGUUUGAGAAGGACAGAGAAUGCCAACAGCAAUAUGACCAAAGAAAGAAACAGACACCCAAACAGUUACCCAAGACAGACCAUCAACAACAGCUAGAGUCUCCAGCCAAGACCCCUCUCAUGUUCUGUUGGAGAUGUAACCAAAAGGGACAUUCUUCAGCUACAUGUCCAAGACCGUAUCAAGAAAACCCUUCCAGAAACCACAAAUCACAACAGGCCAACACACCUAACUCUCUUCGCAGGAAUGACCAUCCUUCUCUGGGUGCUUUAACCAGAGCUGAAAUCCCAAGAGUCACUGCCUACGCCCCCCCCAUCGACAUCCAGAGGCCCAUGGACAGGAAGAGCCAUCCUGGACACCGGGUCAUCCUACACACUGCUCAAUGA
Molecule: messenger RNA, 5800 nt
Organism: Oncorhynchus mykiss (rainbow trout)
Lineage: Eukaryota; Metazoa; Chordata; Actinopteri; Salmoniformes; Salmonidae
Source: RefSeq, a predicted model, not a curated record